AUGGGGAGAGGGCGGGUGGAGCUGAAGCGGAUCGAGAACAAGAUCAACCGGCAGGUCACCUUCGCCAAGCGCAGGAACGGCCUGCUCAAGAAGGCGUACGAGCUCUCCGUGCUCUGCGAUGCCGAGGUCGCGCUCAUCAUCUUCUCCAACCGCGGCAAGCUCUAUGAGUUCUGCAGCGGCCAGAGCAUGCCCAAGACACUUGAGAGAUACCAAAAAUGCAGUUACAGUGGUCCAGAUACUGCAGUACAGAAUAAAGAGAACGAGUUAGUGCAGAGCAGUAGAAAUGAGUACCUCAAACUGAAAGCGCGAGUGGAAAAUCUACAGAGAACCCAAAGGAAUUUGCUUGGUGAAGAUCUGGGGUCACUAGGCAUCAAAGAGCUCGAAGAGCUUGAAAAACAACUUGAUUCAUCGUUAAGGCACAUAAGAUCUACAAGGACACAGCAUAUGCUUGAUCAGCUCACUGAUCUCCAAAGGAAGGAGCAAAUGUUGUGCGAAGCAAAUAGAUGCCUUAGAAGAAAACUGGAGGAGAGCAGCCAGGUGCAUGGCCAUAUGUGGGAGCACGCUGCCAACUUACUUGGCUACGACCAGCGACAGUCUCCGCAGCAGCAGGCACCACACCACGGCGGCAACGGGUUCUUUCACCCGCUGGACGCCGCCUCCGAACCCACCCUGCAGAUUGGGUUUACUCCGGAGCAGAUGAGUAGCUCAUGCGUCACGGCCUUCCUGCCGACGUGGCUGCCUUGA
This is a messenger RNA of Brachypodium distachyon (stiff brome), 744 nucleotides long. Its product is annotated as MADS-box transcription factor 8. Gene Ontology annotation, molecular function: DNA-binding transcription factor activity, RNA polymerase II-specific; protein dimerization activity; RNA polymerase II cis-regulatory region sequence-specific DNA binding. NCBI's taxonomy places the organism in Eukaryota, Viridiplantae, Streptophyta, Magnoliopsida, Poales, Poaceae. The record is from RefSeq and is marked provisional. Gene Ontology annotation, cellular component: nucleus. Gene Ontology annotation, biological process: positive regulation of transcription by RNA polymerase II.